Puccinia triticina is the source of this 462-nucleotide messenger RNA. RefSeq lists its product as uncharacterized. The coding region runs from base 1 to 462 and encodes 153 amino acids. Lineage: Eukaryota; Fungi; Basidiomycota; Pucciniomycetes; Pucciniales; Pucciniaceae. The transcript has 3 exons. The record is from RefSeq and is a predicted model, not a curated record.
AUGCAUCUCGCCCGGAGGCGGGUAGCCCAGCACACCUGCUCCGGAGCCUCCCUCCGACCCACCGGUGACCGGCACACCCUCAAGCCGACGAUGGCCAACAUCCCUGCGCCGGGCUUGCUCCGCUCGAUCGACGGCUUGGAUGACUCGGACCUCAAACUCAAGCUGAGGACGGCGGGGGUUGUCGUCGACAGAUCGGAAAGCCACUCGAGCAUCGUCUUGCGCUCCGAUUCAGCAUGUCUGAUAGUCGAUUGCACCAUCCCAAUGGCAGCUGAUUCACUAUCAAACUAUCUGCCUCGUCUCACCAACCGACUAAUUGUCCUUGGUUAUCUCCGUCUGGCAACCAACGAGGAAACCAGACGACAUAAACCAUUUGCGUGUAAGUAUUCACUGGAGGCUUUGAUUGUCAAACAAGCUCCAGGACUCAACCUACUGGCCUGGGAGGAGAGUCUUGUCGUAGAUUGA